Molecule: messenger RNA, 4880 nt
Organism: Astyanax mexicanus (Mexican tetra)
Lineage: Eukaryota; Metazoa; Chordata; Actinopteri; Characiformes; Acestrorhamphidae
Gene: rnf169
Product: ring finger protein 169
Exons: 6
Coding region: 16-2043 (675 amino acids)
Biological process (GO): double-strand break repair
Cellular component (GO): nucleus; site of double-strand break
Molecular function (GO): nucleosome binding; ubiquitin-protein transferase activity
Source: RefSeq, a predicted model, not a curated record
UAAAGAGGGCGGGGAAUGUCGGAAUACAGGUGGAAAAAAAAACAACCUCGUCCUGCUCCCCUGAUGCAAAAAAACUGGGCGGGGUUUGUUUUCAAACCGAGCAGUGAGAUACCAAUGAAAAUGGCGGCCACAGGGUGCGCCAAAUCCGCUGGAGGACUGGAGCAGAGGAGCCAGCCCGGGCUGCACUUACCUGCCCGGUCCCUGACUCUGGAGGAGGCGCGGUGUCCGGUCUGCCAGGAGAUCCUGCUGGAGCCCGUCACCAUGCCGUGCGGCCACUCCGUCUGCCUGCACUGCUUCAGGCGGACGGUGCAGUUGAGCACUCUGUGCUGCCCUUUAUGCCGGCUGAGAGUGUCCAGCUGGGCCCGUAAACAGUCCCGGGAGAAGAGCCUGGUCAACACCGAGCUGUGGGAGAAGGUCCGCCAGAGUUACCCAGAGAGAUGCAGGCGGAGAAUAGAGCAGAGAGACGGAGCGACGGCGGGGGAAGAUGUUUUUCGUUCACCUACACAAAUAUAUAAGGCUGGAGAAGUGCGGCAGGAGUAUGAAAAACAAAAAAUUAAGGUGGCUGUGGAAGAGGAAACUGAGGAGAGAAAGAAAAAAAUGCCUCAUCACAGAAAAGAAGAAUGUGGACUGCUAUACUGUCAUGAUUCUUCAUUUGGAGUUCUGUCAGACUCUGAGAAUAAAGAGCCUAUAGGGAUGAGGACCAGGCAUGUAUCUGCAUUUGUGCGGAAAACAAGGCUUUCUCCGGCAUCCAACAGAAGUUUUCAGAACAGUGUCGUUCAGAGAAGUAGAAGUUGUACUGACUCUGAGGAAGGCAGAGGAAAAAACAGAGCACAAUCCCACAUUUCUGUACCAGAGAAGGCUGGUGUAACUCACAGUUUCAACGCUGGAAUCCUCCUGUCCUCUGAGAACAGUCGUUCCUUCUCGGCCCCUGUUCUCCCACUUGAUAAGAGGCAUCACUGGCGUGCCAUAUUGGCCUCUCCUCCUACCUCGCUAGUGCCUCACAGUAAACCAGAGAGAUCCAUUAGCCCUGAGAGCAAUGACAGCAUCUCUGAGGAGCUGAACCACUUCAAGCCCAUCGUCUGCUCCCCGUGCACCCCACCAAAGAGGUUGCCAGACGGGCGGCUAAUGGAGCCCACUAUAGUCAAGUCCACUCCAAGGAACCUGACCCAAAGCCUCCAGAAAACCACCAGCUAUGAGGCCAGCCCUACCAUCCUUCAGAAGUGGAAGCAGAUUGAGGUUGAUCGCCAGUGCAUCCGGGUGACAUCCAAAGGUACCAUCACCAGCCCAGUGGCAGAUGAUCUAACAGUCAAGCAAAGUUCAGGAGAAGAGACUGAGGGCAAAUCCUGCAACUGUGUUCCAGUUGAAAAGGACAGGCAAGGUCAGCAACUUGCCUGCAAUCAAAAUACCGUUGUUCAUGGAAAGAAGAAAGAGAAGUUGAGUAAUAAGAGACGAUUGAUUUUUGAUCAGUGUAGCAGAGAAGGAGAGACACAAUCAGUGACAGCAAAUGCAGUGCCUGCAUUGAUAACACUAGAUAGUUCUGACGUUCACAAGUCACACAAUGCUUGUAAAGCACAGGGUGAAGUCUUUAAAUCACCUGUAAGUGGAAAACAUGCUGGAGUAAGUCAUUGUAAUCAGGGUACUGAGGACCUUCAGGACUUGAAUGAGACUGAGCCCACAGUCAAGAGUUGUGUACCCAACAGACCUACCUCAAGAAGGGGCAAGAAGAGGAGCCAGAAAACCAAACAUUUAGAACUGACUGGGAAAAUAAAAAUAUCCAGGACAGAAAGCUGUGAUCCUUGUGAACCUCAGCAAGGAGACAGACAUUUCUACACGGUUGCACAGAUGCAUCAGGAGCGAAAAGACAGAGAACUGGCGCUAAAGCUGCAAAGACAAUAUGACAAAGAAUGCCAGAUGAUCGAAAGACAUAAGACGAGUUCUGAUAAGUACUCUCUGCGCUCCUGGGCCUCCACGGGCAGUAGAGCAGUGCGAAAUCCACGCAGAUCAGGAAGAAUUUCUGGAAGACUCAAACACUUUCAGUUGUGAGUCUCAAAUCAAGAACAAAAGCAAAUUGAGCAAGACUUAUGCUGUUUGUGGGGCAGAUAAUGUUGACACAUCUUAGAAUGGUUUUAGUCUGGGGACAACUAUAGCAGUUAUUUUGUUAUUUUACCUCACAAAAAAUUGCAUGUUAAAAAAAAAUAAUUCCCACAUAGUUGUGCUAAAAAUGGCUCUGUUGUAUGAUACAGUUACAGCAGAUAUAUUUUCCCUUGAACAUGCACUGACAUGCCUAAAGUCAUGAGAUUAAAUUGGGAUAAAUUGAUUAUGAAGUGUUACCUCAGAAUACGGCUUAAGAAUACCCACACUUUAUGCAAGUUACAGACAAGUUGUGAGGUGUUACCUUGUGAGUGGGGAUAAACUGUGGCCAGCACGCUUAUCUGAGUAAGGCCUGGUGGUGCUUGCAUGAUGGAUGGGAUGUUUUUUAUUUCCAAAACUGUGCAGACAUUUAAUAUUCCUCGAUCCACAGUAUCGAGUGUGCUAUAAAUAGACAUCGUAGACAGCACACAGUGGAAGCAGAAGCGGCAGCAUCUAAUCUAAAUCGUCUGUGUAAACAGACAAGUGAGUCUGGCCGAAAUCACAUCCACAUUCAAUGCAGAAGAUCCCUCAAGUAUAUCUUUCAGAUCAGUGCAGUGCUUCUUAGAUUCCAUGGGCCGUGGCAAAAGUCAUGGGACAUUACUGAUUCCUGUCCCAUGACAUGUGGCAUGUCAGUGUCAUUGAAUUUUGCUUUUCUAUGCUCAGUUUGCUGAAAGAGUUAAGACUUCCUGUCUAAAAUGACCCCCAACCACAUCAAUCAAGGGACUGUUAUUUUGAAUUAUUAAGCUCUUUGAAAAAAAAUAUGUGAAAUAGCCUAUCUUUAUGCAAUCUUUAUGUAACAAGUUACUGCUAUAAAUCUAAUUUUAUUUUGUUAAAAUCCAGAAAAGCACUAAUAUGGAAAUGCUGUAAAUCCAUUGUAAUUUUAAUAGCAAUUAGCUCUAUUUCUUUUUGUAUUAAAACAUACUUCUUAUGUGCUCAGUAUGUAUGAUGUCAAUGAGAGCAACUUGAAUUUCUGGCCAACAGACAUAUGCAGUGCUUUCACUCUAAUUGGGAUGGCACUAUAAAAGCUUUAUAUACAGUACAUUACCCAACUCAGUAGCUCAGUUAAAACAUGUUCUGUUGCUUUGAGAUUUUUUUUUUUUUUUUUUUUUUUUUUUUUUUUUUUAAAUAUAAUUUUUUUUGGAAAUUAAUCAACUUGUGGACUUGACCCCAUGUUGUGCAUUAGGUUUGCACAUGUGUGAGAUGCUUCUCUGUUAUUUUUCUUUUUUUAUUUCCCUUGUGUUUUAAGUAUUCUUCACUACAGAUGACUAUUUAGGAAAGAGUGCAUAUCAUAAAAGGGUUUUGGUGUACUCAGCAAGCCUUUAUCCUUGAAUUUUACUGCUAAAUGAAACACUUGCACUAUAAAUGAACAGGCGUAUAUACUUUGCAUACAAUAUGCUCUUAAAAAAAAGUUACUUCACAGGGUUUUUUAAGCAAUGUCCCACACAAACCACUUUUGGUAUCAUAAAGAACGCUCCAAAAAGAUCUUUGUAAAUGUAAAGAAUCUUCAAGUGAUUUACCAAAAUUGUUUUUUUAUGGAACCAAAAGUGUUUUUUCUGUGAUUAAAUUAAUCUUACAAUGUUUUUAGUCUGGGGCAACUAGCGGUUAUUUUGUUUUUAUCUGACAAAUAAUUGCAUACAUAAUUAUACUAAAAUUUGUUCUGUAUGAUACAGAUAUAGCAAAAACAUAUGCUCUCAACAUGCACUGACAUUCAGAAAGUCAAGAGAUAGCAGAAUAUAACUUCAGCAUUAACUGUUGCUUCUAUAUGAAACCAAAGUUAGUUCUUCUAUGAGAUUGAUCAAAGGACCCAUUGAAGUACCUUUAUUUUGAAGAGUGUCCAUCACUGUAGACUGUUCUGACAGGAGACAUGUACUAAUAAUGUCUAAUAAAUGUGCCAAAAUUGGUGAUCUUGCCAGUGAUUUAGACCAUCCAACCACGUUUAUGCCUUUUCUGCCUCACCCACCAUCAUUUCAGAACAAUUUAUUUGUAAGCUUUGUCUACACAAACUGUGCAUCUCAGAUCUCCAGUAGGUACUGUGUAAUAAGUUCAGAACAAUACUGUUAAAGACACAGAAUUCGCGGGAUGUGAAGGAUCAGCUGGGCAUGGUCUGGCUUUGAAUGUGUGAAGUAUUUGAUAUGUUUGGCAUUGUGUGUUAGAUUACAUUCAGAGAAUGUGUCAGAUUUGUGUAUGCUUUGAAAAUCAUGUAAAUAAUGGGACCAAAUGCACCCAUUGUUGUAUUAUUUUUAAACAAUAUUUUAAUAAUAGGGCAGUUUAAGCCACAGGAUUGUUCAGCUCAACACUGUAAACCUGCAGUGUUUUAUUUCUAAAUUACAAGCCAAAAUGAAAUGUAGCAUAUCAGUACAGAAUUUAUUUUUCCUCUCUUUUGUUUGUUUUGUAGAAUUUAAUUUUAAUGUGUUAAAAAAGAUCAUAACUGCAUUAUUUUACUAGUAGUAAAAGUAAAUUCAGCCUCUGAUCAAACUGAUGCAUUACUGUUGUUAAGAUUUUUGAGAAUCUGAAAAAUGUGGCUGUUUUGACAAACUGUAGUUCAGUAUUGUUCAUUAGUUAUACAGCUCAGCUGAAGUUUAAUUUCUUUUCACAAUGUAUUUUCACACAAUGAUUAGUAUCCACAAUUGGUUUCAAUUAAACUGAUGCAAAUGGAUUCUUGAGGUAAACCAAGAGACUCUUUCUGACAAUUUUAUUCAUCUAAUAUGAAUAAAUAAUAGAUAAAUAUUAAAUAAAAAAUUGUUUACUUA